This is a messenger RNA of Ceutorhynchus assimilis (cabbage seed weevil), 2322 nucleotides long. NCBI's taxonomy places the organism in Eukaryota, Metazoa, Arthropoda, Insecta, Coleoptera, Curculionidae. The record is from the annotation of a GenBank genome assembly.
AUGGUACUUCAAGAUCCACUUCUUGACAUUGCCAAUCAAAUUGUUACAGAAAAUAUACCAUCCUCCCAUUCAAACGACUCAAAAGAUAUAGCUUUCAGCAUUUCCCCUUUCUGUCUACAAGAUGAUACUUCUUUAAUUUUAAAAGACACAACCUCGGCUGGAGUCAGUCAAGUAGAAAGUUCUCAUGCAAUAAUUGCAGAAAAAAAAGAUAAGAGCGAUUAUGUCGAAGUCAUGGAGAAUAAUGAAACUACAUUAGAGUCUCAACCUGUAUAUCACCUUUCUGGAGAGAACAUAGAUACCACAGAUUCUGCUGUACAGGAAUUUCCCAAAAUAGUUCAUACCACAGAAAGGAGUGGAUGUGAAGAGCAGUUUGCUCUCAUGGACAACAAGGAAAACGAAUGCAAUAAUACUUCAAACUCCAUUAACUCCAAACAAUUCGAAUAUGAAAUUAGCGAAUACGUAAAUCCUACCAAGCUAUACAUCACGAGAAAGAGAAAAAAGAACUACCAAAUUUCUCCGGUGUACUCUAAUGAAAGUGACGUAGAUUUAAGUGACACUGAUCCGACCUACAAAGGGGAGCAAGACGACAAAAUGAAAAAAAUACAAAUUUUCAAUAGAAGUAACAGCUCUUCGACUUCUAAUGAUACUUCCAGUUCGUCUUCUAGCGAUACUUCCAGUUCGUCUUCAUCGACGUCAUCAGGAGAAAAUACCCCAUCGACAUCUAAAAAUACUAAAAAACGAACGCCAAACCCUGAAAAAUGGAAACAAAACCUAACAAAACGGUUAAGAAAUACCGGUCAAUCCUAUGUCUCGAUGUCAAAAUCCAAGAAAAUCUUUGCAGCUAGGAGUGUCAAGUCGCCUUGCCCUGAAAAAUGCAGACUCAAAUGCAGGGACAACAUAAAUGAGAAUGAAAGAGCUUCUAUAUUUCAAAAAUUCUGGAAUUUAUCGGAUAUAAACAAACAGCGUUUGUUUGUACAAUCUUGUUUGCGAAAUGUCUCACCCAGGUACAAAUACACGAAUGCUGUGAGACCAAGAAAAGAAAAUAAAGCAUUUUACUUCACAACUGAUAAUGAUCGAGUAAUAGUAUGUAAAGUAUUUUUCAAAAAUACACUGGAUAUAACCGAUCAUGGCGGAAAAACAGUUACAGAUCUUUUCAGAGAUUUCAAAGAAACUCAAACAGGAGAAAACAAAGAGUUUGGAAAAUAUAGCACUUAUUAUAAAGUUUUCACCACCCAGUUCAAUAUAGGGUUUUAUCAGCCCAAAAAAGAUCAAUGUGAUCUAUGUCUUUCAUAUAGUAAUACCAUGGGCAAUGCAAGAGAUAAAAUAGAGGAAGAAUAUAAAAAGCAUCUGGAAGAAAAAGAGUUGUGCAGGAAAGAAAAAUAUUUUGAUCGACUUAAUAUAACGGACAACAAAAAAGUGCUUAUUUACGAUCUACAAGCUGUGCUCCAGUGCCCCAGAGGAGAUACAUCAGCUUUUUAUUAUAAAUCAAAGUUGAAUGCACUUAAUUUUACAUUAGUGGAUUUGAACAAACUCGAUCCAAAUAAUGAGAAAAAACGGGGAUAUCGCGACGUUCAUUGCUUUUACUGGAACGAGACUGAUGCUAAACGUGGCUCUAUUGAAAUUGGAUCUUCAAUUUUGAAGUAUUUUGAAAUAUUGUCUUCUAACAACCCUACAAACGAAGAAAUUGAAAUAACUUUUUACUCUGAUAACUGCUGCGGGCAAAAUAAAAAUAAAGUCAUUGCUACACUAUAUUUAUAUGCAGUGAGUCAUUUCAAUAAUAUAAAAGUUAUCACUCAUAAGUUCCUUAUUAAAGGGCAUACACAGAAUGAAGGAGAUAAUGUGCAUAGCCUCAUUGAAAAGGAGAUAAAAAAAAAUUUAAGAUCUGGCCCUAUAUAUUCCCCUCACCAGUACGUAACAAUGAUUAAAAAUGCUAAAAAAACAAAUCCUCCUUUCAAGGUACAUGAGCUUACUUUUGAGUCAUUCCUUAAUUUGAAAAAACUACAAGAAGAAUGGGGAUAUAAUUACAAUUUUGAUACCUCGGGAAAUACUGUGUUGUGGAAUAACAUUAAGGUGAUGAUGUUUAGAAAAGAAAAACCUUUUAGUUUCUUUUAUAAAACAUCCUACAAGCAGGAGAAUUUUCUUGAAGUUAAUCUGAGAAAUAAAAGAAGGAAGAUGCUUUCUUUGGAGGAAAUUACUCUUGAAAAAGCAUACCAGAAUAAACUCGAAUUGAGCGAAAAUAAGAAAAAGGAUCUGAGAGAACUUAUUUCUAAAAAUUUGAUUCCCAAUUAUUACGCAGAUUUUUAUUCCAGUAUGCUAGCAUAA